This is a messenger RNA of Thlaspi arvense, 766 nucleotides long. The record is from the annotation of a GenBank genome assembly. Lineage: Eukaryota; Viridiplantae; Streptophyta; Magnoliopsida; Brassicales; Brassicaceae.
GUAUGGUUCAUGGUUACGGUUUGAAAACGGUACGGUUACGGUCCAAAAAUACGGUUAGAUUCGAUUUUGGUCAUGGCAUCCUAUCCAGUAUCCACCAUCGAGAGAGGGUGUGUUUUCAAUUUAGCCAUGGCGACCAGAGCUUUGCUCGCCGUUAUAUCUGCUUCUCCGCGCACGAUCAAAAUCAAAACCUCAGUUUCUUCUUGUUCGAGUCUCCGUUUGCAAAGAUACAGUAGAAAAACGCACCGAAUAGCUCGAAGUUUCUCAUCUGACACAAACCCAUCCCUUCUUCAGCCGCCCGACGUCUCCCGUCUGGCUGAGACAGCUCGAAUCUCUCUCACUCCGGCCGAGAUUGAGGAAUGUGAACCUAAAAUUCGUCAAGUCAUCGACUGUCUCUCUAGCCUAAGCAAAUUGGAAGGUGGAAAUUUGCGAGAGGAUGCUCCUGAGACAUUUGAGAACAGGGACGGUAUUAGAGCUUCCAUUCCAAGCUUUGAGGAUGCAUAUUUAAAAGUUCCCAAAGUUCUGAACAAAGAGUGACUUUAUCAGCUUCUUGGGAUUUUGUGGCUCAAGAGAUUCAUUCUCAGCUCCGGUUCUUGUUCCAGCAUAUGUUUUUUUUUGUUUUUUGUUUUUUUUUCAAGUCUCAAGAAGGCUAUUUCCCUACAACAUUCAAUUUCAGAACUCUCCACAAUACUCUAUAUGAAACUAAACUCAAUCCAUUUCGAAUUCGGUUCAUUGUUUUACAACAAUCAACUUCAUUCUUUUACGACAU